Messenger RNA from Schistocerca nitens (vagrant locust), 1743 nucleotides. Its product is annotated as NADH-ubiquinone oxidoreductase 49 kDa subunit-like. Lineage: Eukaryota; Metazoa; Arthropoda; Insecta; Orthoptera; Acrididae. Gene Ontology annotation, biological process: mitochondrial electron transport, NADH to ubiquinone. Gene Ontology annotation, molecular function: NAD binding; quinone binding; NADH dehydrogenase (ubiquinone) activity. The coding region runs from base 58 to 1464 and encodes 468 amino acids. The transcript has 10 exons. The record is from RefSeq and is a predicted model, not a curated record.
GAAGGUUUUUAAUAUUCGUGGAAGAAGUUUCUUUUCAGUGCUAGGCUUUGGGUAGUCAUGGCUGGUGUUGUGGGCACUGUGUUGCGGAAGGGGGUUUUACAUUUUAAUGGUGGUGGAAAAGUGUUAUUUCAAAAUGGGGCACCUAUUUAUUUUGCUGGCCAAAAUAGGGGUGCAAAGAAAUGGUUUCCUGAUCCAGAAUACAUGAAGCAGUUUGAAGGACCAGUAAUGUACCCAAAUGAAAUCACUGCAAAAUGGAAAAUGCCUCCAUACAACAACAAACUUGCUCCAGUCGAGAAGACUGUGCAAAAUAUGACCCUCAACUUUGGACCACAGCAUCCAGCGGCACACGGUGUACUACGACUUGUACUUGAGUUGGAUGGAGAGACUGUGGUUAGAGCAGAUCCUCACAUUGGCUUGCUGCAUCGUGGUACAGAGAAGUUGAUUGAAUACAAGACUUACACCCAGGCUUUACCAUACUUCGAUCGUUUGGAUUAUGUUUCAAUGAUGUGCAAUGAACAGUGUUAUUCUCUGGCAGUAGAGAAGUUGUUGAACAUUGAUGUACCAAAGAGGGCAAAGUACAUAAGAGUUCUUUUUGCUGAAAUAACUCGUUUGUUGAACCAUAUUAUGGCUGUUGGUACACAUGCAUUGGAUGUUGGUGCCCUCACACCUUUCUUCUGGCUGUUUGAGGAGAGAGAAAAGAUGAUGGAAUUCUAUGAAAGAGUAUCAGGAGCACGAAUGCAUGCUGCAUAUGUUCGGCCUGGUGGUGUCAGUCAGGAUAUGCCACUAGGUCUCCUAGAUGACAUAUACGAAUUUGCAAGCAAGUUUUCAGAACGUCUGGAUGAAGUUGAAGAUGUCCUUACAACUAAUAGAAUAUGGGUUCAGAGGACAAGAGACAUUGGAAUAGUAUCAGCUGAAGAUGCUCUUAACUAUGGAUUCAGUGGAGUCAUGCUGCGUGGUUCUGGCAUCAAGUGGGACUUGCGCAAAGCACAACCGUACGAUGGUUACGAAGAAUUCGAAUUUGAUGUUCCCAUAGGAACUAAGGGCGAUUGUUAUGACAGAUACUUGUGCCGAGUGGAGGAAAUGAGGCAGUCUCUCAGGAUUAUCGACCAGUGUCUUAAUAGGAUGCCACCAGGAGAAAUUAAAUCUGAUGACAUGAAGGUAACACCACCUUCAAGAGCAGAAAUGAAGACGUCAAUGGAAGCUUUGAUUCAUCAUUUUAAAUUAUUCACACAGGGAUAUCAGGUGCCUCCAGGCGCCACUUACACAGCAAUCGAAGCUCCUAAAGGUGAGUUUGGUAUCUACCUUGUUUCUGAUGGCAGUUCUAAGCCAUAUCGUUGCAAGAUUAAAGCCCCAGGAUUUGCCCAUCUUGCAGCUAUUGAUAAAAUUGGGAAGAGACAUAUGUUAGCUGACAUCGUAGCCAUUAUAGGUACCCUUGAUGUAGUAUUUGGUGAAAUUGACCGCUAAAUUACAAAAUCUGAUUGAAUGAACAAAUUAGAAAACAUCAUGUGAGCUGCAAGUGACUGACAAGGACCUGUACAUACUGUUGGAUAAGUUUGUCAUAGAUCUGGUGUUAACUCUUCUGUAAGCUCAAUAUAAUUUUGCCACAUAUUAGUGGUUUGUGAUCUUUCACUUGCCUUUCACAUAAGAAGAUAUACACUAAAUUAAAUAAAGAUUUCUUUCUAGACUCGACAAUGCAUUGUGUAAAUAGUUCUCAGGAGUAAAAAUAAAAUUUAUUUAUUAUGA